AUGACUGACCGGUACGGCCACCCAAGGCAGAGCGUCUUCAACCGGCGCCAUGUCUCAGCAACCGCCAGUGUCUCCUACUCCUCCACCACCUCUACCUCCCAGCAGCACGCCUCUCACCUGCCGCCGCCGGGCAAUCCAAACGUGCCCGCGCUCCCAGGCCAACAGCCGUCCACUGCGACGGGCCGCCGCAAGAUGUUUACAAGCCAGCUCACGCGGCGGCCCCCACCGGGUAGGCAUGGCGGGGCUUUGGGGCGAGGCAUGAGUGUAGACGGUCUUGGCGGAGAUGAUGAUGAGGACGGAGAGACCAUGGUAGUGGAGGAUGACGAUGACGAUGAAAUUGUCGUGCGCGAUCACAAUGGCGAGGUGGCGCUUGACGAGCCACCGAACUUGGUGGUGGAUCAUCCCGACGAGACUGUGUUGGAUAUGAGGCAGGAGAACGAGAGGGAGAGGCAGAGGCUUGCUGAUGCGGUCAAACAACAUCAGAGUGAGCAGAACAGCGUCCCUGCUCAGCCUGAGGGCAGUCAGGGCAAGUCUACGCGCCAAAGUGGCAGCCCUAGCGGAAGAUAA
Cryphonectria parasitica EP155 is the source of this 567-nucleotide messenger RNA. RefSeq lists its product as uncharacterized. The transcript has 3 exons. The coding region runs from base 1 to 567 and encodes 188 amino acids. Lineage: Eukaryota; Fungi; Ascomycota; Sordariomycetes; Diaporthales; Cryphonectriaceae. The record is from RefSeq and is a predicted model, not a curated record.